AUGAGUCCCAGUAAUUCCCUUAGGUUUAUUAAGGCUGGAGAGUUGAAAGUAGCCUACCUAGUGGUCGGUCCUGAGCAUGGUACACCAGUUAUACUUCUUCAUGGGUUUCCCUACGAUGUUCAUGCCUUCGAUGAGACAUCAGAAUUGCUUGCAGAAGCGGGUUGCUAUUGUGUCAUUCCAUAUUUACGAGGAUACGGGCCUACUCGAUUUUUAUGUGCAAGCUCUUCUCGUUCUGGUCAACAAGCGUCUUUGGGUACUGAUUUACUAGCUCUCAUGGACGCUCUCAAAAUUUCAAAAGCAGUUUUAGGUGGAUUCGACUGGGGAGGUAGAGCUGCGUGUGUUGUGUCAGCAAUUUGGCCUUCCCGUGUGAAAGGUUUGGUGAGUUGUGGCCAUGGCUACAACAUUUUAGACAUAAAUGCUUCCACUGAACCUCUUGCACCCGAGCAAGAAUUACGCUUAUGGUACCAAUUUUAUUUCCAUUCAGAGCGAGGAAGACGCGGUUUAGCUUGUAAUCGAAAGGAGCUUUGCGAGUUGUUGUGGCGGCUUUGGUCGCCUACUUGGAACUUUAGCGAAGCCACUUAUGCUCAGACUUCAUUGGCGUUUGAAAACCCUGAUUUUGUUGACGUCGUCAUUCAUUCUUAUCGUCAAAGAUUUGAUGUUAUACCUGGUGACCAUUCAAAAGAGAAUAUUGAACGACAAUUGGCAGCUUUACCAAAUAUCACUGUACCUACGAUUGUUUUGGAGGGUGAAGAUGACGGAGUUGAGACGCAGCACAUGGAGAAAGAACGUUCCAAAUUCACUAACCUUCAGGAACACCUUAUCGUCCCUGGAAUUGGCCACAAUUUCCCACAGGAGGCUCCUAUAGCGUUUUAUCAUGCUAUUAUGAAACUUGUUCAUAUGGAUUAG
Lachancea fermentati is the source of this 906-nucleotide messenger RNA. Lineage: Eukaryota; Fungi; Ascomycota; Saccharomycetes; Saccharomycetales; Saccharomycetaceae. The record is from the annotation of a GenBank genome assembly.